CCGGAAGUUCUUCUGUUAACUCCUGCGCGUGUGCGUUGUGCAGCUUGUUUAACAAAGUUCAUAAAUGUGCACCUCCCUGUCUGUCCUUGGAUCCUGGGUUAAAUAGAGAGCGAUGGCCGGGCCGGAGCUCCUGCUGGACUCCAGCAUUCGGAUGUGGGUGGUCCUGCCCAUCGUGUUCGUCACCUUCUUUGUUGGGGUCAUCCGACACUACGUCACCCAGCUGCUCCACAGCGACAAGAAAGUCAACCUGGAGCAGGUCUCUGACAGCCAGGUGCUCAUGCGCAGCCGCAUCCUCAGAGAGAAUGGAAAGUACAUUCCCCGACAGUCCUUCGCCAUGAGGAAACAUUAUUUCAACGACGUCGAGACCGGCUUCUUCAAGAAGGUCAAGAGGAAGGUCGUCCCCAAGAACCCCAUGACAGACUCGAGCAUGAUGGUAGACAUGAUGAAGGGAAACCUGACCAACGUCCUGCCCAUGAUUGUGAUUGGUGGAUGGAUCAACUGGGCUUUCUCUGGAUUCGUCAUUACUAAGGUGCCGUUCCCGUUAACGCUGAGGUUCAAGCCGAUGUUGCAGAGAGGGAUCGACCUGCUGUCGCUGGACGCCUCCUGGGUGAGCUCGGCGUCCUGGUACUUCCUGAACGUGUUCGGGCUAAGGAGCAUGUACAGCCUGAUUCUGGGUCAGGAUAACGCUGCUGACCAGUCCCGGAUCAUGCAGGACCAGAUGACAGGCGCUGCCAUGGCGAUGCCCCCUGACCCCAACAAGGCCUUCAAGAGCGAGUGGGAGGCACUGGAGAUCGUGGAACAUAAGUGGGCACUGGAGAACGUGGAGGAGGAGCUGAUGUCCAAAGACCUAAACUUUGGGGGCUUCUUCAGCCAGGACAUCAAGUCUGCCGUAUUCUAGGACCGCGAGGACGCGCUGGAAUCCCGGGGGUGUUCCUGAAACGCCCUGCUCUCCCCUCAGUCUGUCCUGAAGGCUCCGGGACAGUUUUCACAACAUGGAUUUAAAAAGAGAGAAUUAUUUUUAUGGAGCUGCCUCUGAAAUCGUCUCUUUGCUGCCUCGGGCGCUUCGCUCACUCUCAGCUUUUGUACGUUUCCUGGAGUUCCAGCCUGGAUCUUCCCUGGGUUGUUGUUAAUUUAUAUUUGAGAAAAAUCUAAAAGAAAAGAUUUUAUUUGUACUUGAGAUUUUACUUUGAAAUUAUGUUUGUGUCGUGGGUGUUUAAGUUACACAUUUUCACAUCUAAAUUCAGUGAUUCAAGUCCAAAUCCAUUACACAGGAAGGUAGUGACUUAGGACACAGAUCAGAGCUUUAAAAUCCUCCACACCGGCUGGGAUCCGAGACGUUUCUCCAGAGCGACGCUGGAAACUGAAGCAUCGUUUAAACAAAACGGCUGGGACGUUUUCAACAGGAUGAAGCGGACAAAGGCUUCAUGCUGUCGUCCCGCAGGACAUUUUGGAUGUACUCUGUACGCUGUGGUGUGAAGCAUGGAGUGAAAUAAAGGUGCGAUCACAACUAA
Molecule: messenger RNA, 1511 nt
Organism: Oreochromis aureus
Lineage: Eukaryota; Metazoa; Chordata; Actinopteri; Cichliformes; Cichlidae
Product: TMCO1/EMC3 family protein
Exons: 9
Coding region: 113-898 (261 amino acids)
Biological process (GO): protein folding in endoplasmic reticulum
Cellular component (GO): EMC complex; membrane
Source: RefSeq, a predicted model, not a curated record